Molecule: messenger RNA, 942 nt
Organism: Guyanagaster necrorhizus
Lineage: Eukaryota; Fungi; Basidiomycota; Agaricomycetes; Agaricales; Physalacriaceae
Exons: 2
Coding region: 1-942 (313 amino acids)
Source: RefSeq, a predicted model, not a curated record
AUGUCUGACGAGCUGUACAGAUCUAUUAAGCUACAGCUAGAGCGGUUACCACCACCCACAGGAUUGACAAGACGAGACAAUGCUGAUCCCUAUAAACUAAAAGAGAUCAUGGAUGCGGGAUUAACAGCUCUGCAAGGCGUAUUCUCAUCCAUGGACAGAAAGCGAGACGAGGCACGAGGUAUCUCAACCUCAACAUCGAUUGCACGUGAACAGCACCAGUCAACUACGGCUGCACAGAAUUUGCCUAUAGUAGAAGAGCGCGGUGUGAAACAGGAAGAGAUAGGGAGUGUGCUUGCUGUCAUGAAGGACUUUAUGGAACAGCAGACUUCUGCGAGUGAUAAAAGGCUUGCGAGCUUAGAGAAAGCUAUGAUGGAGAACCAGAAGAGUCUCAUGAUGUUCAUGCAGCAGCAGGCUAACAGAGCGCAAGCACCAGCAUAUAACUCGGGUCCAGGAGCGAUGGGAUAUGGACAGAAUUAUUCGCGUGCAUGCUUUUUCUGUGGAGAUACAGAUGGCCACCGCUCGAGUGAGUGCCUCGUGAAAGCCUCAUACAUCAAGGCCGGAAAAAUAGAGAUGGUCGAUGGAAGAGCACGACUACCAGGUGGGGGAGAGGUCCCCAAAGAUAUUAGAGGACAGUAUGUGAAGGAGCACAUUGACAAAUACUAUGCACGCAUGAAAGCAAGCAAGUUGCAGAGCCAGAAUAUCGUGAUAAAUGCUACAGACACUCCAGGGCUGUUCCAUGUCCCAGGGGGUUAUAGCGCGCUAUUGCAAGAAAAACAAGAACUGGAGUGUCAGGUGUUUGCAAUGAGGAUGCAACAGACAAGCCAAGAGUCAGGAAUGUGGACUCGCAGUAAGGGGCCACCACCUGAUGAACUAGUGGAGCAAGAACCAUCGGAUGAGGACAGAGAGCAGGGUCGGAUUCACCAUCACCCCCGGAGGACGUAA